AUGAGUCCAGCCAAGAGUCUUACCGAGAAUUGGCCCAAGCUGCUCAAGUUAAUCAAGAACACUGGUCUAGAGAAGGAUACAAUCAUUGCUUUCACCGAUGAUCACGGUGACAUUUUUAGCGAGCGCAGCCUGUGGUACAAGACAGCCUGGUUUGAGAACCCCUCCCGAGUGCCCAUGCUCUUCCGUGCUCCUAAGAAGUUUGCUCCCAAUUGUGUCUCUGGCCUCUACGGUUGA
Molecule: messenger RNA, 234 nt
Organism: Penicillium cosmopolitanum
Lineage: Eukaryota; Fungi; Ascomycota; Eurotiomycetes; Eurotiales; Aspergillaceae
Product: Choline-sulfatase
Exons: 2
Coding region: 1-234 (77 amino acids)
Molecular function (GO): sulfuric ester hydrolase activity
Source: RefSeq, a predicted model, not a curated record